AUGGAUGACUAUGAUGUGAUGGCUCUGAAUGCUCACUUGGAGAAACUGAGGCACAGGGCUGUGGCCAGUGUUCAUGGAGGCCAGAGAACUUCGACAGGUUCUGUGGGGCUCCGAGCGGGCAGGUGUGUGGGACACUGCGCUUUUUACCAGCGCUGGCCGCGCCCCUGGGUGGACACCUUCAGAGACACAGCCCAUAUCAGCACGGGUGGUCGUGUGUGCUGCUCCGACCCCCUGGCCGCCUUCCCCAACCGCUCCGCGCCCCUCGUGCCCUGCAGCGGCGGCUGGCACUACGAGCAGACCCACGCCACCAUCGUCAGCGAGUUUGACCUUGUCUGUGUCAAUGCGUGGAUGCUGGACUUCACUCAAGCCAUUCUGAACCUAGGCUUCCUGGCAGGAGCCUUUACCCUGGGCUAUGCAGCAGACAGGUACGGCAGGAUAGUCAUUUACUUAAUAUCCUGUUUGGGGGUUGGCGUCACCGGUGUCGUGGUGGCCUUUGCACCAAAUUUCCCUGUGUUUGUGGUCUUCCGCUUCCUCCAAGGUGUGUUUGGAAAGGGGACGUGGAUGACUUGCUUCGUGAUUGUGACAGAAAUAGUCGGCUCAAAACAAAGGAGGAUUGUCGGAGUUGUGAUUCAAAUGUUCUUCACUCUUGGGAUCAUAAUUCUCCCAGGAAUUGCGUACUUUAUCCCCAGUUGGCAAGGAAUCCAGCUGGCUGUUACACUGCCCAACUUUCUCUUCCUGCUUUAUUAUUGGGUGGUCCCCGAGUCUCCACGCUGGCUCAUUACUCGGAAGGAAGGGGAUAAAGCAUUACAGAUUCUCAGACGCAUUGCAAAAUGCAAUGGGAAAUAUCUCUCGCCAAAUUACUCAGAGAUCACGGUCACAGAUGAGGAGAUCAGCAACCCGUCCUUUCUAGAUCUGGUGAGAACCCCCCAGAUGCGGAAGUGCACGCUCAUACUCAUGUUUGCCUGGUUCACCAGCGCCGUGGUCUAUCAAGGCCUCGUCAUGCGCCUGGGGAUCGUGGGUGGCAACCUCUACGUGGACUUCUUCAUCUCGGGAGUGGUGGAGCUGCCCGCCGCGCUCCUGAUCCUGUUGACCAUCGAGCGCUUGGGCCGCCGCCUCCCGUUUGCAGCCAGCAACAUGGUGGCCGGGGUGGCGUGUCUGGUCACCGCAUUCUUGCCGGAAGGGCUACCAUGGUUACGGACCACCGUUGCUACCCUGGGACGGCUGGGGAUAACCAUGGCCUUUGAAAUUGUUUAUUUGGUCAAUUCGGAAUUAUACCCAACAACGUUACGGAACUUCGGAGUUUCCCUGUGCUCAGGCCUGUGUGACUUGGGUGGGAUCAUAGCCCCAUUUCUCCUCUUCCGCCUGGCGGCCGUGUGGCUGGAGCUACCUCUGAUCAUCUUUGGCGUGCUGGCAUCCGUCUGUGGUGGCCUUGUGAUGCUCUUACCUGAAACCAAAGGUAUCGCCUUGCCAGAAACAGUGGAUGAUGUUGAAAAACUUGGCAGUUCACAUUCUCAUCAGUGUGGCAGGAAAAAGAAUAUUCAGGUUUCCAGUUCUCAUGUCUGAGGCCCCCGCAGAGCCGGAAGGAAGGCAUUGUGCGGAUGUCUCCCUCCCUCCUUCCCUCUGUCCCCCUCCCCCGGAAGCUGAGCUGGAGGGAUGGGCACGUCAGCUCUGCCCCACGGUGCCCUUCUAAGCAUCUUCUGCACCAUACGAAGACGCACUGUCUGGAGUAUUUUUAUAUGAUAUUGGAUGAGCUAGUGCUUUCACGCUACCAUGAGGAACACGCGUGGCUGCUUUAGCAAAGCUCGUUUAGGUGCACACCACCCUUUCUGGGUUUUCUCUUGGGUUGGAGCAAUGCCUUUUCCCCCCUGGGUUGCAGGGAGAUGAAAGGCUGUAACAGUCUCAGGAAGCUCCAGCAAGGAUAGAGGCAGAUGACAUGCAAUCAAGGAGCCAGGACAGGCCCAGAAAUCCUUCAGCCAAUCUGACAAGGGACGGAACACCAAACCCAGCAUUCUGAGGAGCCUUGGUGAAUAAAGGUUUGUGGGUGGCACCAGCUUUCUCAGUCUACCUUGGCUUGCACAGUCUUUGCAGGGUGGACAGGUCAGAUGUCCUCUCCACCCACCUCUUCUUGAGCACCUGAGGUUCAAGGCCAUGUUCUCUAAAUAAGAACAGGCCUGCUGUACGAUUUGAGGCUUUGUCUCUAUUAUUUAUACAGUAAGUUUGGGAUAUUUUUUUCUUCUUUUAGUGGACACCAAGAGCCCUAAAUUCUACUCCUUACCAAACAAAAAACCAUGGAUUAUGAUUUCCUGGGUUUUAUGAUUUUAAAAAUAAAAGGAUAUUGAUGUUACAUUUGUUCAGGUGGUGCCCAUGAUCAAGAGUGGAGAAAAAAUGUGGACAAAAAAACACAGACACUUCUAAUUCAAGAAAUGUGGGACUUAAACACAAUACACUGUUCUACUUUAUAUGUUAUAUUUUUUCAGUACAUACCCUAUGCUGAUUUUUUUAAUGAUAGACUUUGUGUGGACAGAUAAAAUGGGUACCAAAGGUUAACCUUACCAAUGAGGAAGAAAUAUAUACAUGGCGAAUGUGUGUGUCUGUGUGUGUGAUCAUAUAUAAGAUGUAUGUGCUGAUUGUAAAAUAAUCUUUUUAACCCACCAGGCACAUCAGAAUUGAAUGUGAUGUUUCUACUUCUGAAAAUGUAAUACCGUAUUCACCCUGCACUCAUACACAUUUGAAGUUUUGCUUCUCUUUGCCACAAAAUGGCUGUUGCUCUUUGGUAUCUGUCAUCAUUGGAUUGUAUUUUGAGUUAAUA
This is a messenger RNA of Dipodomys ordii (Ord's kangaroo rat), 2809 nucleotides long. It is a transcript of the gene Slc22a3, whose product is annotated as solute carrier family 22 (organic cation transporter), member 3. Gene Ontology annotation, molecular function: transmembrane transporter activity. The record is from RefSeq and is a predicted model, not a curated record. NCBI's taxonomy places the organism in Eukaryota, Metazoa, Chordata, Mammalia, Rodentia, Heteromyidae. The transcript is spliced from 13 exons. Gene Ontology annotation, cellular component: membrane. Bases 1 to 1563 code for a protein of 520 amino acids. Gene Ontology annotation, biological process: transmembrane transport.